Molecule: messenger RNA, 1261 nt
Organism: Callorhinchus milii (elephant shark)
Lineage: Eukaryota; Metazoa; Chordata; Chondrichthyes; Chimaeriformes; Callorhinchidae
Product: protein FAM43B
Exons: 3
Coding region: 11-1261 (416 amino acids)
Source: RefSeq, a predicted model, not a curated record
GUAAAAAAAAAUGUUGCCUUGGAGAAGGAGCAAAUUUGUGUUGGUGGAAAAAGAGAGCAAAUGGGAAGGGAAGAGCCUGGUGGCUGGGCUAACGUACAGUUCGCUCAUCUCGUCCUUGGUGCGAGGCUGCCCUCACCUCCUGCCGGAAUGUUCCUUCCACCGCAUCGGAGGCAUGUUCAGAACCAAGCGGCAGAAGGUACAGCUGACCAGGGAGGACCCCACCUACACGGUCUGGUACCUGGGCAGCGCUGUGACGCUCAGCGCCAAGGGGGACGGCUGCACGGAUGAGGUGGUCGGAAAGAUCUGGGCGAGGAGCGAGUGUGGAGGCUCCUCCAACAAGAUGCGAUUGACCGUAGGACCUCACGGCAUCAGGAUGUCCCAAUUGGAGGAGAGGUCCAAGAAGAAUGGCCACAUGUACCUUUUGUCUAGGAUAACCUACUGUGGGGCUGACAGCAGGCACCCCCGGAUACUGGCCUGGGUCUACAGGCACCAGGUGAGGAACAAGGCAGUAGUACUCAGGUGUCACGCUGCGCUGGUGUCCAGACCCGAGAAAGCCAAGGCCAUCGCCUCGCUCCUCGGCCAGACCUCCACCUCAGCUUUCAAUGAGUUCAAGAGGCUGAAGAGACAGGAUGAUGACAGGCAUCGGCAACAGCAGCUCCUGGGAGAUGCCAUUGUCCCUCUGGUUCCCCUCAGGAAGCUCCUCAACAGACAUUGCCCCUAUCGUAGCAAGAGCACCCCUCGCCUCAGCUCCAUCCCUGAGGAUGUGGUGGGGGAGGAGGCGUUACCUUCAGAGAUAUUAAGGAAGAUUGUGGUGUCCUUUUACCCUCCCCUAACCCCUGCCACCGUCACCGCCUUACCACAUCCAGACCCUCCGAUCGAUGCCAAGUGUUGUGACUGCUUCUGCCUCGAGACGUGGGAGUGCUACCAACUGAGCCAGAUCCUGACGUGCCAUAAUGGCCCCGCUUACACACCCAACCCGCCCGCUUACACACCCAACCCGCCCGCUUACACACCCAACCCGCCCGCUUACACACCCAACCCGCCCGCUUACACACCCAACCCGCCCGCUUACACACCCAACCCGCCCGCUUACACACCCAACCCGCCCGCUUACACACCCAACGCGCCCGCUUACACACGCAACCCGCCCGCUUACACACCCAACCCGCCCACUUACACACCCAACCCCCCUGGCCAGAGAAUCGGGAUCAAAGAAACCAAUCAGCAAGCAACAACGGCUGUGGAAGUUAAGCUCCUUUAA